Molecule: messenger RNA, 1709 nt
Organism: Ahaetulla prasina
Lineage: Eukaryota; Metazoa; Chordata; Lepidosauria; Squamata; Colubridae
Gene: CTDNEP1
Product: CTD nuclear envelope phosphatase 1
Exons: 8
Coding region: 238-972 (244 amino acids)
Molecular function (GO): protein serine/threonine phosphatase activity
Source: RefSeq, a predicted model, not a curated record
CGGAGGCGAGCGUCGGCGGGGGAGGGGGGGCAGCGCUUCCCCCUCAGGCGGGAGAGCGGAGCGAGCGAGCGAGGGAAGGAAGGAGGCGGCGGGGGGGGGAGCCGGGAUGGCGGGGCCCGCGGGCACGGGCUGACCGGAGGGCCCUGCCGUCCUCCCUCCUCUUCCUCCUCUUCCGUCCCCCGCUGGAAACUGGCGGAGCUGGGCCGGGCCGGGGGCGCGGCGGGCCCCGCCGGCGGGAUGAUGCGCUCGCAGUGCCUGCUCGGCCUCCGGGCCUUCCUGGCCUUCGCCGCCAAGCUCUGGAGUUUCCUGCUCUACCUCCUGCGACGGCAAGCCCGCACCGUGAUCCAGUAUCAGACGGUGCGGUACGAUAUUCUCCCUCUUUCCCGGGUUUCGCGAGAACGGCUGAAUCAGGUGAAAAGGAAGAUUCUUGUCCUGGACCUGGAUGAGACCCUCAUCCACUCCCAUCACGACGGGGUCCUGAGGCCCACCGUGAGGCCCGGAACCCCCCCGGACUUCAUCCUGAAGGUCGUCAUAGAUAAGCAUCCGGUCCGUUUUUUUGUACAUAAGAGGCCGCACGUGGAUUUUUUUCUAGAAGUGGUGAGCCAGUGGUACGAGCUCGUGGUCUUCACAGCCAGCAUGGAAAUCUAUGGCUCGGCUGUAGCCGACAAGCUAGAUAAUAACAGGAGCAUCCUCAGGCGGAGAUACUACAGGCAGCACUGCACUUUGGAGCUGGGCAGUUACAUCAAAGACCUUUCGGUGGUCCACGGUGACCUGUCAAGCAUUGUCAUCUUGGACAACUCCCCAGGAGCUUACAGGAGCCAUCCAGAUAACGCCAUCCCCAUCAAGUCGUGGUUCAGCGACCCCAGUGACACGGCUCUCCUCAACCUCCUCCCCAUGCUGGAUGCCUUGAGGUUCACAGCGGACGUCCGGUCGGUGCUCAGCCGCAACCUGCAUCAACAUCGCCUUUGGUGACGGCGGCUCCUCCUUUCUUCAGGGUUUGGCCACAACCUCUGCCUUAUCCCGCCAUCGUGACCCGCCCCUCUCGCCAGGCGCCGCGGCCGACAAAGCGCCUUCAGACUCAGCCGGCAGGGGACGUGGCCCCUCGAGGGAGGGGGACGGCUCCCAUUUUGGCCUCGCCCUAUGGCCGUCGGCCGCCCUCUCGCUCCCCCCCCCUCCCCCGUGGACUGGCAGUGACUCAGCCGGGCAGAGGCGGGGCGAGGGCCGCGUUGCGGUGGCACGACACCCCGGCGGUCCCGGGAUGCACAAGAAAGGGGGUGAAAAACCGGGCCAGCCGCCGAGAGCAACGCUUGGACAGACUUUUCCCGGGAAAGGAGGCUGUGUUUCCUCAGCGGGAAGAGCAGCUCGUCUCCCUCCCCAGCUUUCCUGUGGUUUUCGUUUCUUCCCCCCCACCUUGCAAUCCUCGGAUAAAAUGUGGGGAGGGGGCCGCUUCAUCGGAGAAGGAGCUUUCGAAUAUACUGGCAAAGUCUGGCUUUCUUUCCGAGGCUCCUUCCUCUCCUCCAGGCCCCUUCCGCUCGGAUCGGUGUGGCGGACAGGCCCCCCCUUCCCUCCCCUCCGUCGUCCCCCCCUCAUGCCAGGAUGGCUUGGUUUUUAUUUUAUUUCUCGGACUUCUGGGACGGGCGGGGGUCUCGAAGGAGGAGAUACGAUACAGGCUUGAACUGAGGUGGGAAAAGGAAAAAAAAGAAAGAAAA